Messenger RNA from Dromiciops gliroides (monito del monte), 351 nucleotides. RefSeq names its product small ubiquitin-related modifier 2-like. Bases 1 to 351 code for a protein of 116 amino acids. Gene Ontology annotation, cellular component: nucleus. The record is from RefSeq and is a predicted model, not a curated record. The transcript is spliced from 3 exons. Gene Ontology annotation, molecular function: protein tag activity; ubiquitin-like protein ligase binding. Gene Ontology annotation, biological process: protein sumoylation. Lineage: Eukaryota; Metazoa; Chordata; Mammalia; Microbiotheria; Microbiotheriidae.
AUGUCGAGUCCACAUAACCUUUUAGGAACCACAGCUCCAAAUCAAGGAUGCCUUGCACUUUCUGACAGGAACGGACGCCUCUUUUGUGAAGCUGCAGCUGAGAAGGUCCCCGGACCCGCCAGGGCCGACGAAAAGCCGAAGGAAGGAGUCAAGACUGAAAACAACGACCACAUUAAUUUGAAGGUGGCAGGGCAAGAUGGUUUGGUGGUGCAAUUUAAGAUUAAGAGGCACACUCCACUUGGUAAACUAAUGAAAGCUUAUUGUGAACGACAGGACGCACCUGCACAGUUGGAAAUGGAGGCUGAAGAUACAAUUGAUGUAUUCCAGCAGCAGAAAGGUGGUGUUUACUAA